Messenger RNA from Cucurbitaria berberidis CBS 394.84, 1581 nucleotides. Its product is annotated as putative dimethylaniline monooxygenase. Gene Ontology annotation, molecular function: flavin adenine dinucleotide binding; NADP binding; N,N-dimethylaniline monooxygenase activity. Lineage: Eukaryota; Fungi; Ascomycota; Dothideomycetes; Pleosporales; Cucurbitariaceae. The record is from RefSeq and is a predicted model, not a curated record. The transcript is spliced from 5 exons. Bases 1 to 1581 code for a protein of 526 amino acids.
AUGGGCCAACAAAGAGUUGCAGUUAUAGGCGCCGGCACAUGCGGAGUAUCUAUGCUGAAAACGCUGAGUGAAGAUGGCUUCAAAGUUACGUGCUAUGAGCGCAGGAAGCAGGUCGGCGGCCUGUGGGCGUAUACUGACGACCCGUCAAUGACCACGGCACUUCCGUCUACCCGCGCUCUCAUCAGUAAAUACACGUGCGGCAUGACCGACUUUCCCAUGCCCGACAAGUAUCCAAGUCAUCUCUCAUCCGCACAGUUCCAAGAAUAUAUCGAGUCGUAUGCGCGGCAUUUCGACUUGCUCAAGGAUGUUGUAUUCGGUGCUUCCGUCAUACGCGCCACGCGGAACGAGGAAGACACGGCGUGGCGGCUGGAAAUGCUUGUCAAUGGCGAACCGCAGUCCAAGGAGUUUGACAAAGUAGUCUUCUGUCAUGGCUACCAAACCAAUCCCGAAAUGCCCGACUACGAGGGUAAAGAGCUGUUCAAGGGUCAGCUGUUGCAUGCCCAACAGUUCAGAAAGGCCGAUGGCUUGGAGGGCAAGAAUAUCGUUGUAGUCGGCAUGUCUAGCACGGCCUCGGACAUCAUCAACAAUCUCCUCCCAGUUGCGUCCAAGGUUUACAUGUCACAUCGCCGCGGUGGCUUCAUCCUUCCAAAUUGGCGUAAGGGUGUACCAGGAGACUUGCUAGUAACGUGGCGACGCCGUCAGAUGGGCGCAUUUUUGCAACGCCGAUUGCCACGGGUAUAUACUUGGUUGACAGACAAGGCACUGAGUUUCUUGAUGCGCAGCCAUUGGGGAAGGAUAGAUCCAGACUGGCGUGUCUUGCCAUCCCCAUCCGUCUCGCUAUCCUUACCAGGCGCCUCAAGCACCAUCAUCCCUUUGCUCCAAGAGGGAAAGCUAGUCUCACUGCACGGCAUAAAGCGCUUCACAGGACCGAGAUCAAUCGAAUUCAAUGAUGGCACAAUUCUAGACGACAUCGACGCUGUAAUCUGCGCAACAGGCUACUCCGCCGACUUCACCGUCGCCCCCUUUCUGGAAUCCAAUCGACCCGCAAACUACGGAGGACCGGACUUGGUACGACUGUGGAACAACAUCUUCCCACCGCAAUACGCCGACUCCAUGGCCCUUCUGUGCCACUCUGCCUACGGAAAGAACAACGGCUUCUCCUUCAACGACGUGCAAUCCAUGGCCAUUUCCAACAUCUUCCGUGGUGUGCAUCCCUUGCCCCCACUGCCAACGAUGAACAAGCAAAUCGACACUCACAACAAGUGGCUCGCGUCGCGCUGGCGUGCGGAAAGCCUAGGCUUCGACCCCUCCGCAGUGCAGACGUGGAAGUUCCAGCAAUUCUUACACGAAGUGGCGGGCACGGGCAUGGAGAACCUAGGAUGGGGAUGGAAAGGGUGGAAGUUUUUCUUCCGUGAUCCCAAGAUGUCGUACCUUAUGAACAAUGGCGUCGAGACGGCUCAUGCGUUUCGAUACUUUGAGACUGGAAAGAGGAAGACGUGGGAUGGGGCUAGGGAGGCUAUUAUUCGGGCGAAUGAGGCAGUCAAGGUGUUUCCGGUCAAGGGUGGAAAGGAGAAAAUUUGA